UGAAAAUCCGUGAAGUGCGUUUUUGGUCGCAUUUAUCGCGGUUGACCGCUUUCCGCGAUGCCGAUUGGCUCGCUGCCUGGCUGGCGUGGACGAGUCUAUUAUGGUGUAAUAAUGAUCGAGGGUGUAUUCCGAAAGUUCUAUUGAAAAUAUCCCUUUUAGUCAUAAGGUUGGUAGCGCUGUAACUAACUACGUUGUGUUCCGUAAUGUAAGUUAAGUUUAUGAUUAUCGUUGGCUCACGUUGGUUUGCAGUGAUCAACAAAGAGGAAUCGAAAAGCAGAAAAUGGAUUUUCAAAAAUUCCGUGGAGAUAAAAAUCAACAGCUUCAAUCACAAAAUGUUAAUAUAAAUACAAUCAAACAAUUAACAUUAUUUGAUGGAGUAUCCAGUUAUACAUUAUAUGUUUCAAAUCAAAUAUAUGAACGUGCGAUUAAAGAUUUGAGUUUUGCAACAACUCUUUUGCAUCAACAUAAAACUAUAAUAACGAAACAGGCGUCACAUUGUUUAAGUACAAAUGAUACAUUAAAUAAUUCUAAUGCUUCCGUUCAGAAAGAGAACAAUUUAAAUUUAAGUAAUUCACGUACGCAGUGGACAACUGAACAAAUUCGAUUACUAUUACAUUUAUAUGAAAAGCACUGCACAGCAUUAGACAAUAGUGAGAUAAGUAAUCGAACAUUUUGGAGAUAUCUCAAUGAAGGUUUGAAGAAUAAAGGACACAAUUUUACUGUAGAACAGUGCAAAACUAAAAUAAAUAAUAUGAAAAAAAUGUAUAAAGAUAUAAAAGAUCACAAUGCUCAAAGUGGAAAUGAUAGAAAAACUUGCGAACAUUAUGAAAUCAUGGAUAAUUUAUUUUCUAAAAAACCUUGGAUAAAACCAUUAUCUGUAGCAGGUUCAGAUAUUCCUUUAGGAAAUGAAAUAGAAGAAGACGAAAAACCAUUGAAACGCCAAAAAGUAUCACCUAGCAAAAGAACACCUUCUAAUGACAAAGAUUUUAUAGAAGCAUAUAAAAUGCAUAAACAAUUGCAGAGAGAAGCAACUGAAGAUUAUAGAAACAAAAAAUUAAAUAUUUUAAAACAGAUUGCAGACUCUACGAAGUAAUGUUACAAAAGUUUAAACUAUAAAAAGAUUAUUUGAAAAAAAAUAUAAUUAAAAUAAUUUAAUCAGUAAAAAGUAUUUUAAAUAAUGCUUUUAUAAUAAGUUUACGUUAAUGUAAUGUUAAAGUUUUUUUUUAUUUACAAUUUUAUUAUUCAUAUAAAAGCGUUGUUGAAACGCGUUCCUAAGUUGAAAAGUGCUGAAAGGCAUUGUUCCUAAAUUGUAACCAAAGGUAAUACAGUAUUAGUUAUUAUUAAGCGGUAAGAUUAUUUACUUUCAAAAUUUUAAUAAAUUACUUUUAUUUGUGUAAAGUUUUGAAUGCAAAUAGAACGUUUUUAUUUUUUGAUGGAUAUUCUUAAGCAUACGAAAUGUUUUUAUUUUUUUUAGAUAUUCUUAAGCAUACAGAAUGUUUUUAAUUUUUAUUACAUAUUCUUAAGCAUACAAAAUGUUUUUAUUUUUUGUUAGAUGUUCUUAAGAAUAAUACAAAAAGUAUCCAGACUAUAGCGCACUGGAAGCUUCUAUUAGCUGUAUUAAAAAAAAGUGAUUACACACACACACACACACACACACACACACACACACAUAUAUAUAUAUAUAUAUAUAUAUAUAUAUAUAUAUAUAUAAACGAGAACAAAAGGUAAACAGAACGCCACUUAGUGAUGUUUGAUAUCUUUAAUGAGAUAGAUAAUUGUCCGCUGCUUUUUGUUUCCCCGCAUAGGUCGUUUAUUAGUAAAUGUGAUGUAAUGGAAGUUACAGAAUGUCUUAGUAGACAAAGCAACUAUUUAGUAUUGUUCUUGUUUACUGACACUUUUGAAAUAUAUAAAAAAAGACCAAAAGCUUUUAACUUAAAGGAUCCUAAUACUAAAUGGCUUGCAAUCAAUUAAACUGAGUCAUGGAAAACAUAUUAAAAUGUCACUAAGUAUUGUAAGAAAAGUCAGAUAUAUGAGAAACUGAUCGUAAAUAUCGUUAUGUACAUGCAAAGUAUACGCGCUUGUGAUAAAAACAAUUAUAACUAAUUAUGUAAUUCUUUCUAGAAUAUAUUUUGAAAAAGACUGCAAAUAAUCUAUAACUUCUAUAAAAUAACGUUAAAGUUUUUUUUUUAUUUAUAAUUGUAGUAUAAAAGUGUUAUAGAAAAGCAUAGAAAAGCGUUGUUGCUAAGUUGUUACUGUGCAUAAAAAGUUUAGUUAUAAAAACUGUAAUCAUAUAUAAUAAUAAUGUAAUAAUAUAUUGCAAUUGAAUAAAAAGUCAAAUAUUUUUAA
This is a messenger RNA of Solenopsis invicta (red fire ant), 2346 nucleotides long. RefSeq lists its product as uncharacterized. The record is from RefSeq and is a predicted model, not a curated record. The coding region runs from base 281 to 1093 and encodes 270 amino acids. The transcript has 7 exons. Lineage: Eukaryota; Metazoa; Arthropoda; Insecta; Hymenoptera; Formicidae.